Molecule: messenger RNA, 1216 nt
Organism: Nymphaea colorata (pocket water lily)
Lineage: Eukaryota; Viridiplantae; Streptophyta; Magnoliopsida; Nymphaeales; Nymphaeaceae
Exons: 6
Coding region: 10-1149 (379 amino acids)
Source: RefSeq, a predicted model, not a curated record
UGUAAAAAGAUGAGGACGGCGACUCCACAUCUUGUAAGAGGUGAAAAACCGGAUGAAGAAGGGAAGGAGCUCGAAGAGGGUGAAAUUCCAGCGGAACAGGGAUCCGAUUCUGGAAGUGUAAGAACAAGUGAAGGCUCUCAGACAACUAUCUCCACUGUUGGGCAGGGAGAAUCGUCUCCUUCAACGCCAUUAGUCCAUGAGGCUGGACCGAGUUCAACCAACCAAGGAGAUCUGGAGAGAUGUCAAGAGAUUGAUCUGAAGAUUCUUUGCUCUGUAGUAACUCCUUUCCAUAGCAGUUCUUCUUCUUGCCAGCAGAUUGCAGAAAAGGGAUAUGCAUAUGCAACUGGUUGGUCUGCUGGGCCGGCAGGAAGCCUAAACGAGUUGAAUUACAUUGUUCCUGGUGCGUGUGAGCAUUACCAAGAGAGGAGGAAGAACGACCUCACUCAACAAAAGGAAUACAAGAAUGAGGUGAAAAUGAGAAGGGGGUAUCUGAAACAUGUGACUCCUCGCGCCGCCGGUGAGCCGCCGGGGGACGUUGUCUGCAGAAACAGCAAGAAAUUUGACCUGAAUCUUUUGCCUGACAUGGAUGAAGAUCAGGACGAUGAUCAUCAAGGAGAAAUGACAGAGAGUAGCACCACCAACACCACUGCAACCAAACAUCUGUUGCAGACCCCGAACAGGGUGAGCGCCUUCUCCCCCUAUGUUUCUUCCAGCAGGAGCCCCAUGCCUGGCGUUCAGAAGCCAGCCCACUUGGAUUCUCAGAGUUUCAGGUCUUAUCAGCCGGCAAUGGCACCUCCACAUACACAAGCGCCAGGAGCUUCCAGGACACGACCACCACUGCCUCCCGGGUUCGUUCUAUCCAUGAAUGCGGCGCCUUCGGUUUUCAGAAGCAUGGUCGCAGCAGUUGCCCUGCCUCCAGCUAAUAACCAUGGCAGAAAAAGACUGGUUGCAGCAGCAGGGCCUCCUAUAAUUGAGCCGCCAUUUAUGGCCCGACGAAGAGGACCAAGCUUUGUGCAGCCACCUGCUCGCCUCUUUGUGAAUUAUGGUACAGAACAACCGCAGAUAAUGCAAGAGCAGCAGCAGAUGGGAACACCAACUGUGCGACAGCAACGACAACAAACACUACAACUUUUUCCAAAAUCAUCUUAAUUUUCUCCUAGGUUCAUGGAGCUAGCGCCAUUCUUUCAUCAAAGUAACAACAGAGACAGAGAGAGGG